AUCUUUAUUGGAAUAUAUAAAUUGCUUUAUGUUAUCCCGUCCUCGAGCCUGUGACCGCAAACAUUAACCUUUAGCUUUCCAUUGUUUUCGUCUCCCAGCGAACAAAUUCUAUCCUCCGCUUGGCUCUAAUUAUAUUGGGUUACUUCUGUUUUCGGUGGGAAAGAUGUCUGGUAAAGGCGCCAAAGGUUUGACCACCGGAAAAACCCUAGCUUCCAACAAGGACAAAGACAAGAAAAAACCCAUCUCUCGUUCUUCUCGAGCUGGUCUCCAGUUCCCAGUGGGUCGCAUCCAUCGUCUACUAAAGCAGAGGACCACAGCACAUGGGAGAGUAGGAGCCACGGCUGCGGUUUAUUCUGCUGCUAUCCUGGAAUAUUUGACUGCAGAGGUGUUGGAGUUGGCCGGAAACGCAAGCAAGGAUCUUAAGGUGAAACGUAUUACCCCUAGACAUUUGCAGCUUGCUAUCCGUGGUGAUGAGGAACUCGAUACCCUGAUUAAGGGAACCAUUGCCGGGGGUGGUGUGAUCCCUCAUAUCCAUAAGUCACUGAUCAACAAGUCGUCCAAGGAAUAGAAUAUAGUGUUUUAUCGCUUGCAGAGAUUUGUCAAGCCAAUAUCUGAGCUGCAUUUCCUUGAUGUGAGCUUGAAACUGAAUAGGUUGAAGCUUAGGUAACGUGUUUAUGCGUUUAGCUAAUGUUGAAGCUUAGGUCUAAAACGGUUUGUUUUUGGUAUUUUCGUUUUCGGACUCGAUACAUUGGCUUUGAUUUACAGAU
Molecule: messenger RNA, 767 nt
Organism: Hibiscus syriacus
Lineage: Eukaryota; Viridiplantae; Streptophyta; Magnoliopsida; Malvales; Malvaceae
Product: probable histone H2A variant 3
Exons: 2
Coding region: 164-568 (134 amino acids)
Cellular component (GO): nucleosome
Molecular function (GO): protein heterodimerization activity; DNA binding; structural constituent of chromatin
Source: RefSeq, a predicted model, not a curated record